Messenger RNA from Hyposmocoma kahamanoa, 1781 nucleotides. RefSeq names its product microtubule-associated protein Jupiter (gene Jupiter). NCBI's taxonomy places the organism in Eukaryota, Metazoa, Arthropoda, Insecta, Lepidoptera, Cosmopterigidae. The transcript has 5 exons. The record is from RefSeq and is a predicted model, not a curated record. The coding region runs from base 91 to 699 and encodes 202 amino acids.
UGUCGUAACGCUCGUACAUUAAGCUCAUCCCCGAGCCGGUCCGCUCCCGCUAUCGAGUGUUAACUAACAUCUUCGUGUUUUGCGACUACAAUGGCCACCUACGCCCAGUUCAAGCACGUCGAGCUCUACAAGAUCGGCCACGGAAAGAACAGGGUUCCGAAUGCCCCGAAGAGCUCUAUUGGUGAGCUGUUCAAGUCUGAUGCCAACGACAAUGGUCAUAAGAGGAAUGGCAUCAACCGCCCGCGUGUCUCACGCGACAAGCUAGACACACACUCCAGACUCUUCGGCCAGACGGCGGCGGUGCAGACUCAUGUCGCUCCACUGGUGACAGACACUGUGCGAAGCCACAUUCAAUUCGGAGACCACGAGAUGAACGGCUCUUCUGCACCAUCUCCCAAGCAUAUGGCGAACGGCAGUGCUUCUUCGACACCCAGCCAAAAUGGAAGGGACAUCGGUCUUCACUCUCACUCAACGUACUCGCGACCGAAGAGGAACCCGGUGACCGGCGAUGGAGUGUCGGUGCCGCCGCCCCGCCGCCGCCACCCAGCCGCCAGCCAGCGAGAAGGAAACCCUAUUACCGGUGAUGGGUACAGAGGAGGGCACGGGCAUAAGGACAAUGUGAAAUACAACAGGAGCGAACUGCACUACAGCCACAGCAACCGCGUGCCCCCGGGCGGGUACUCGUCGCCUCUCUGGUAGACUGCCGCCUACAACAAAACACACACACAGCGGCGAAACACCACGUCUAUUCUUAGGUCCCGUCGCAAGGUUUCUACCAUAUUAAAAAAAAUGCAUAUAUCCUAAAUCCAAAGUUUCGUUGGAAAUACUCGAAAUUUAACACUACACUAUAAUAAUAGUGACUGAUUUAUAUAAAAAAAUCUAAAUAUACUGAAAAAUUAUGCCUGGGGUGGGGUUUGGGUUUUUAAAGUACAAUCGCGAUAUUUUCGAUAUAAAAUAUAAUUGGAUAUAAUUAAUUUUUUAAUAUUCAAAAAUACAUUACAAUUAAUUAUCAUGAAGAAAUCCUGCGAUGUUGACCUCUGUGAUCGCCGCUGGCCCUUCAACCGGCGAACCGUUACUGGCCUAAGAAACACUACUGGUUACUCCGACCUCUUUCGCCAUUAGCAGUUGUACGAUGUAAUGCAUUUAUUUAACUGUCCAAACCGAUGCAGACUAAAGAUAGUAGUCUCAGUAAUCAAGAUUAAAUUAGCAGCCGCAAUAAUCGAUUAUAACAAAGCAACCUGCACUUAACUUGCAACGUCUAUUCAAUACUAAAGGGCAUAAUCGUCGAGGAUAGUGCAAUUACACCUAGCAUUUGAUUAUGAGUUUCCAUUUCGUUAGUUUAGUGUCCAAACCAAAUCCGCGUACAUGUCGUGUCAACCAAAUUAGCUUGAUUUACGGUAAUCUAUUGUUGUCAGUCCGUAGACAAACAUAAGUCAAUGCUUACUGACCACUGAAAUAACAAAGUGAUAACGCUAAAUCCCUCUCCUGUAAAAAUUUGGUUUGUGCAGAUUAGUGACUUUUGCCAAUGCUACAUACAUACGUGUAUUUGCACUAUCCCCGACCAUAUACGUUGUUAACGACAUCCUUAUCAUCUCCCAGUAACAUAUUCUUUCGAUAAGUUAGCAUAUAGAUUAUAGAUAUUUUUGUAAUAGUAAUAUUUCGGAUAUGUAGAGAUGUUGAAUUCGUGUGGAUCCUUGAGUCGUAAAUAAUGCCGAAAAGUAUGAGAAAUUUGUUCGUGUCUGUUGUGAGACUGAAGUGUCCACAUUCACAUCGUAAGGACC